Ziziphus jujuba (common jujube) is the source of this 1101-nucleotide messenger RNA. RefSeq names its product early nodulin-like protein 18. The coding region runs from base 178 to 831 and encodes 217 amino acids. Gene Ontology annotation, molecular function: electron transfer activity. The record is from RefSeq and is a predicted model, not a curated record. Lineage: Eukaryota; Viridiplantae; Streptophyta; Magnoliopsida; Rosales; Rhamnaceae. Gene Ontology annotation, cellular component: plasma membrane. The transcript has 3 exons.
CACAUUCAGACCUCAGACAACACCUCCACGUGGCCCCACAACCAAACAAGAAAGAAAAGCAUUUUCAUCGUCUCUCUAAUUCAAAAACCCCCUUCUACUUCCACUUUGUAAAACCCCAUUUAAAAAAAACAAAACAAAAAAAAAAUCAUCGGACCAAACGUCGCCGCUACCGUAACAAUGUCGACGGUGACGGCGACGGCGGCGAAUCUGUCGGUCUUCGUGCUUCUGAUUGCAGUUGCAGUUUCAGCUCAAAGCACACCUACGACGUCGUAUACUAACCACACCGUUGGUGGACCCGCCGGCUGGUUCUUCAACUCCUCCACCAACUCUUCCGCCACCAAUUACUCCUCUUGGGCUUCCAGUCAAAUCUUCAAUCUCGGAGACUUCCUUAUUUUCAACACCAACACGAACCAGACCGUGAUCCAGACCUACAACGAGACCACCUACCAGAGCUGCAUCGCGGACGACGCGGCGGGCAACGACACUUUCCAGUACGGCGGCGGAAGAGAAAAUUUCGGCGAGUUGUUGACCAUCGCCCUGCCGUUGACCAUCGAGGGUACCAAUUACUACUUCUCAGACGCCGACGACGGCGUGCAGUGCCAACGAGGAAUGGCCUUCGAGAUCGAUGUGGCUCAUGGCCUCGGCUUGCCUCCGAGCCUUAACCAGCCGCCUCCGCCGCCGUACAUUGAGCCGCCUGGUCCAGACACAGCCGAAUCGCCCCCGAUCACGGUCGGUGGAUCGCAGCCUUCGGAUGGUGGAUGCUUGAGAAUCGGUGCUAACUUGGUCUGGGUUUUAUUAUGUGCUCUUCUCGCUUUAUCUCUCCGGCCCUGAUUUCUGGGACAGAGACGGUUCAGGCUAGGGACAAAAUUGUUGAUGUGGAGCACUAUGUAGAAGAUGACAAUUGAUGGAAUAUAUAUGUUAUGAGAAGAUUUGGUCUUAAUGUUUUGCAUCCUCGUUUUCAAACAUUGUACGAAAAGGUGUUGUUAAAAUUUUGAUUGAUAUUGGUUUUGGCAUAUGAGACCACUUAAUUGUAAUACCAUAUAAAUAUAAUUUUAUGAUAAACUUAUAAAAGUAUAUGAAGUAUUUGUAAUUUAAUGUCGA